This is a messenger RNA of Toxorhynchites rutilus septentrionalis, 1022 nucleotides long. RefSeq names its product pupal cuticle protein-like. The record is from RefSeq and is a predicted model, not a curated record. The coding region runs from base 146 to 664 and encodes 172 amino acids. Lineage: Eukaryota; Metazoa; Arthropoda; Insecta; Diptera; Culicidae. The transcript has 2 exons.
AGCCGCAUUGUUCAGGCACAGUUUGCAAACAGUCCUGAUUGAGCGAGAUAUUGCCACUCAGGAGGUUUCAGCGCACUCAGCAGCAGUUAGUGGAUCAAGUAUUUUCAAGUGUUCGUCGAAGAAAAACAGCAGCUACUUUCCAACAAUGAAAUCUUUCAUCGCUGUUCUGGUUUUGGCCACCGCCGCUUCCGCCUGGCACGGCCCGGUCGACACUCCCGAAGUGCAGCACGCCAAGGCACAGCAUCGGGCCGCUCACGAUGCUGCCCUCUCCGGACACUCGAUUGCCGCCCCAGCCUGGCAUGCCGCCGCCGCUCCAGCUUGGCACGGAGCACCAGCUGCUGCCGCUCAUGGACCAGUGGACACCCCCGAAGUUCAGCACGCUAAGGCUCAACAUCUGGCCGCUCAUGCUGCCGCUGCCCACUCGUCUGCUGGCCAUGGCUGGAAUGGAGCCCCUGCUCACGAUUGGCAUGGAGCUGGUGCCUGGCAUGGACCUCAGCACAUCCCAGUGAUCCACAAUGGAGUCCCAGUCGAGACCCCGGAAGUUCAGCACGCUAGAGCCGUCCAUCUGGCUGCUCUGUCCGGAUCCGCUGGCGCUGGACACUGGGCUCCAGCCCAUGAAGAUGAUGGCUCGUACAAGCCACACUGGGAUCACCAUCACUACUAGACACCUGCUCCGGGCGCCCCCGUGCCUUGUUUCCUCUGAUGCCAAAAUAGCCCAUUCCUGUUCAACCUUUCCCCUCAAACUCCCCUUUAAGUAGAACUUCGGUUAUCAAAGCGCUGUUGAGUGUGUAUUUGUCGAAGAGUUUUCCCGCAAGGGUAGCCGCCAUCGCAAACCCGAAACGUCAUCCUCGGUGUCCUUCCCCUCGUAGCAGAACAUCUCGUAGGGUGUGGACGCGUCAUUUACAUCAUUCCGUUUUUUGUUGGCAGCACUUGCGGGAAUAGCUUCAGUGAUUUGUAAAUUUUAAUAGUUGUAGUUGAGAAGAGAAAAAAAAAUGCGUUAAUGAAAUUACCUGAACACAAGA